GACUGCGUGGCGACUGGCGAGCGUCAGUGAGUCACCGCUGGUGGUGGAAAGGAGGCAGCGUCCACUAACCACACCACACAUCUCCACUUUUCAAACAUUCAUUGAGCCGGAGUGGAUAGUGGAUUUCAAAACUUAAGGAUGGUGGCGGACACAACGAUGGCGGAGGCACAGUGUCCUGAAUCCUGCGAGGCGGAGGAGGAGGAGUCGGCGGAGCUGAUGGCGGAGUCCAAAGCGGCGCCGCCCUCGAGGAGCAACACUGACUUGAUCUACUCUGUGGAGGACGUGCCGCCGUGGUACCUGUCCCUGCUGCUCGGUUUCCAGCAUUACCUCACCAUGGCGAGCGGUACCAUAUCCAUCCCGAUCCUGGUGGCGUCCUUCCUGUGCCUGGAGGAGGAUAACCCGGCCCGCGGCGCCCUCGUCUCCACUGUCUUGGUUCAAUCCGGCAUUGUCACCCUCGUGCAGACAACCUUCGGCGUCAGGCUCCCCGUCGUCCAGGGGAGCGCUUUCUGUUUCCUGGUGCCUGUAAUAACCCUGCUGACCGCCGUGCACCGGCCCUGCGCCGUGCUGCCCCUCGCCAACAUGACGUGGGAGGCGCGGCAGGAGGAGUGGCUGGUCAGGAUCCGGGACGUGCAGGGCACCAUUGCCACAGUCUCCGUGUUUCAGAUCUCCCUCGGAUUCACAGGGCUGGUCGGGUUGCUGACGCGCUGGAUAACGCCCCUCGCUCUCGUUCCAACGGUCACGCUCGUCGGCAUAUCCUUCUUCGAUGUAUGCGGGGACAUGGUCGCCUCCCACUGGGGCGUCUCCAUCAUGACAAUAACGUUGAUUAUCAUGUUCUCGUAUUAUUUGAGUAACAUCGCCGUGCCGCUCACCAGUGGGCGGCGGGGGUGCCUCUCCCUCGCCACCGCAGGGACCAAGAUGCUCAAGUGCUUCCCGGUGCUCCUGGCCUUGUUCCUCACCUGGGGCUUGUGUGGCAUCCUCACGGCUUACGACGUGCUGCCCCCAGGCUCCGCCGCCCGCACGGACACAACGAGGGACCUGCUGCAGAGGACGCCGUGGUUCUAUGUGCCUUACCCCGGGCAGUGGGGGUGGCCCACAGUGACCGCGGCGGGGGCGGUGAGCAUGCUGGGAGCCUGUGUGGCCUCCAUCAUGGAGAGCAUCGCGGACUACCAUGCCUGCGCCAGGAUCUCAGGUGCUCCCUCGCCUCCCAUGAGCGCCAUCAACCGCGGGGUGUUCGUGGAGGGCCUGGGCUGCCUGCUGGCAGGGCUUCUCGGGACUGGCAGCGGUACCACCUCCUACUCGCAAAACAUUGGAGUCAUCAGCAUCACCAAGGUGGCCAGCCGUCGCGUGGUGCAGACCAGCGCCGUCAUUCUCAUAGUCUCGGGCCUCAUUGGUAAGUUCGGCGCCGCCCUCGUCACAAUCCCGAAGCCCGUGAUGGCGGGCGUCUUGGUCGUCAUGUUUUCGAUGAUCACCUCCAUCGGCCUCUCGCCCCUGCAGCAAGUCGACCUCUCCUCCUCCAGAAACCUCUUCAUUCUGGGGUUCUCCAUCUUCUUUGGUCUCCUCCUGCCUAAGUGGUUGGCGCGGAACCCGGAGUCGCUGUUGGGGACGGGCUGGACGGCGGGGGAUCAGGUGCUGAGGAUGUUCCUGCAGACGCCCAUGAUGGUGGGCGGCGUGGUGGGCUGCGUCCUAGACAACACGAUCCCGGGCACGCCUGAGGAGCGAGGGCUGCGCAGCAAACUGCCGCCGAAGGAGGAGGAAGAGGAGAGGCUGCAGGUUCUUGGAGACGCUGCCGAGUGGUGCUACGACCUGCCGUGGAUCACGCCCUGCAUCAGGAAGUGGGUGAUGGGUGUGUCAUCAUCAGGGGUGGGCGGUUGUCAUGGAUGCGUUACCUUCCUGUGUCCCCGACCUACCUACGGACGCCGAGACUCCCACAGCAAGUAUAACGAAGAGUGAGCUUAACACACCAAGGAAACUCACUUCUGUGAAACACACACCUCUUGUUCUUGCCUUCACCUGUAUUUCGUCUAGUGAAGUAAUGCAUUGGGGAAUUCGUUAACUCAGGGCAUGAAUGAGAGGCUCCAUUUUUUCGAACCCGUGAACAGCACAGCUCGAGACUUCUGCUGUUGUACCGCCAAGUGUACUGGUGUGUUUCCUUCGUGCUUCAGGCUACGUUGCUGUUUGCGGUGAUGGGGUCUCUGCUUCGUACAGUAAGUCACGUGUAGCAUCUCAUGGGCACGUGACUAAUUUCAGCUUUAUUAACAAAGUGCAGAUGUGGAGGCAAAAGGAUAGUGAUAAUGGAGUGGAAGUCUAUAGUUGACGUGAUGGUUUAAUGAAGAUUCUGAGAGAGAGAGAGAGAGAGAGAGAGAGAGAGAGAGAGAGAGAGAGAGAGAGAGAGAGAGAGAGAGAGAGAGACCAAUCAUCUCCGUGGCCUUUGGAAAGGGUUCUUAUGAGAGAUUAAGUAUUUUAGAAUGCGGAUCUGGUGUUACUCUACAGCAGUGGUUUUCAAAUUAUUUAGUAUGACGGCACACUAAGAAACAACUGAUAAUCUUGCGGCAGACCCCAUGAGAACGUAACUAAUGAACUUUGUGGCUUUUAAAAACAUGCACCUUCUUCACUGGCUUAAAGUGUUGAGGAACUUAGGGACUGAAACUUGCUGAAGUGUAUAUACAAAGAAAAAUAAACCCUCUAAGUCUC
Molecule: messenger RNA, 2691 nt
Organism: Scylla paramamosain (green mud crab)
Lineage: Eukaryota; Metazoa; Arthropoda; Malacostraca; Decapoda; Portunidae
Product: solute carrier family 23 member 2-like
Exons: 14
Coding region: 139-1950 (603 amino acids)
Biological process (GO): transmembrane transport
Cellular component (GO): membrane
Molecular function (GO): transmembrane transporter activity
Source: RefSeq, a predicted model, not a curated record